AUGGGGAGUGAGGUCAACAAAAUGCGGACUGAUAUGGCGGAGUUGAAAGCCGUGAACUCUGCCAUUCUCGACUCACAGGCACAAGUGUUGGCUCUCUGGAGGAAAAUGGCACCAGUCGAGCCAAUUUUAAAGACCGACUUCCCAAUCCGGUCGCUAGACCAUUUAAAGGAGGACGAUAAGAUAUACGGAAAAAUGGAAAAAUAUGUACCGCUCUUUAAAUCCAUUUUGGGGAAUAAUUUGAUAAAAAACUUGGACCAAAUAAUAAGCCCUGAAGUAAUCAUUCAAUUGAAUUACAGUGGGUCUAGACAUAAAUAUGGACUUGCAAAUUUCCAUAAUUUGAAUUCAGUCUUGCAAGAGUCACAAAUAAGGGAAGGGUAUGCCUUAUUGAACUAUGUAAAAGACAUCCGGUUGACCUUCGUGGGGCAAAAGAAUAAAAUUUAUAAAGAAAAAAGCGCCCUAAGGAAGGCCAACCCGGAACCAGGAGUAGAGCCCGAGAGCGAUUCUGAUUGA
Messenger RNA from Drosophila suzukii, 510 nucleotides. NCBI's taxonomy places the organism in Eukaryota, Metazoa, Arthropoda, Insecta, Diptera, Drosophilidae. The record is from RefSeq and is a predicted model, not a curated record.